Molecule: messenger RNA, 1215 nt
Organism: Rubroshorea leprosula
Lineage: Eukaryota; Viridiplantae; Streptophyta; Magnoliopsida; Malvales; Dipterocarpaceae
Source: the annotation of a GenBank genome assembly
UGUGUAGAUCGUAGCUCGUUUCUUCGAAUUCUCUCCCUGUAAGGGAAAAAUUAGUUAAGCAAAAACAAAGAAAUACCGAGCGAUGGAGAUGGAGAUGGAGAUGGAGUCAUCUAGAGAGGAGACGCCUAUUUUUCUGGACCGUUAUGCUCGACCUACAAGAGGGAAAAGGAUGACCAAGUUGCUUGAUGAAGAAAUUGAAGACGACGAGUUGUUCUGGAAUCAGGAUGCUUUUAAAGAGGAAGACAAUGAUGCCAAUUACGUACAAGAGCCUGAGGUUGCUGAUGAGUUUGAUAGUGACUUUGAUGAAGAUGAGUCUGAACCUGAUGAGGAGGAAGCAGAAAAUGAAGUAGAUCAAAGGGUUCGACCAAAGAGGCGACUAAUUUUUCCAGGAAAAACUUUGCCAAAGAAAAAGAAGAAAAAGAAAGUCCUUUCAAAGUUAGAUAGUUUCCCCAAGGAUGACAAGCCCUCUGAAAAGUCGUCCUCUCCACAACAUCGAGAUGCCCCUGAGGAGACUGAAGGUGAGAGAACAGUCAGGAAGUCUACAAGGACUUCAGUCAUUGUUAGGCAAGCAGAAAGAGAUGCAAUACGUGCGGCUUUGCAAGCAACAAUGAAGCCAAUAAAAAGAAAAAAGGAAGGUGAAGAGAAGAGGAUGACCCAAGAAGAGAUGCUUCUGGAAGCAGCACAAACAGAAAUCAUGAACUUGAGGAACUUAGAACGUGUGUUGGCAAGAGAGGAAGAAGUCAAGAAGAGAGCAAUAGUGCAUAAAGCUGUAUACAGUGGCCCACAAAUCCGAUAUUUGUCAAAAGAUGGUUGUUCGUAUCUAGAAUUUACAAAAGGCGUGUCAUUUCAGUCUGAGAUCUCAACCACAUCUCUAGCAUAUCCAGAGAAUGCUGUCUGUGUUGUUACUGGAUUGCCUGCAAAGUAAGAACCUAAUUUCAUAAUAGUUGUAACUUAGGCCUUUUUAUAAUCUUGCUGCAAGAGGUCAAUUAUUGCAGCCAUAUCAUGAAGCUAUGCUUCGCUGGUAGAUUGGAUGUAGAUAUUGUGGGCAUUAUAGUUGCCUUGUGUGGGACUUAUCUGAAGAUUUCUUGUGGUAGUUAGCAAUGCAUAUUGGGGAUGAUAUAAUUUCAACAUUUUUCUUAUCAAUCUGUGAAGGCAUGUGAAACUGAAAGGCUUUGACUUCUAAGUUAUAACUCAGGAAUCUGGUCAAUUUUGGUU